CCGGGCGGGGCCAGGCGGGGCCGGGCAGGGCGAGGCGGGGCCGGGGUCGCUCCGGCUGCGGCAGAGGGCCCUGCCGAGGCAGAGGGACCCGCUGCUGCAGAGUCCCGCUGCUCCUCGCCGUCCUCUCGCCAUGCUGCCGGCGCGCCUCCGCCCGGGGCGGCUGCUGUCCGCCGCGCCGCUCCGCCCGCCCGCGCCGCGGGGAGCCGCGGCCGCCGGGGAUCCCGCCCGGAGCCCGGGCACCGCCCGCGCUGAGCAGGCUCACCGGGUGGUUGCAAGUUACAAACCUUCGAAGUUUGACAAAAAAAUCCUUCUCUGGACUGGACGUUUCAAGACAGAAGAAGAGAUUCCUCAGAGGAUCUCGGUAGAGAUGCUAGACAAGGCAAGAAACAAAGCUCGAGUGAAAGCCUGUUACAUCAUGAUUGGGCUCUCAAUUAUUGCCUGUUUUGCGGUGAUUGCUUCAGCUAAGAAGGCUGCUGCACGUCAUGAGUCCUUAACGAGCCUCAACUUGGCCAAGAAGGCCAAGUGGCGGGAGGAGGCUGCGCUGGCCGCGGAGGCAAAGACAAAGUAACUUCAUCUGAAAUGCUCAGUGUCCUCGGAAGAGCAAAAUUAACUGCUGUGAGAGCAACUAGUGAGUUUCUCCCCUAAAUGGACAACUGUAUUACGCACACCCUGAAGCCAGUAAGGGCAGCUACAGCAUCACAAAAAGAAAGGGAAAGUCUCUUUCAUUAGGAAGAUAUUCAGGAUACUUGUUGCAUAUAAUUAAAACUAUUUAGAAUGUUUUGCAUAUGAUUAAAAGCAGUAAUUCGUUUUAAAGAGAUCAGGUAAUUUCCUAAGAAUGUCAGGUACCUUUGGUUAGAUAACCACAAAAUAUUUAAACCCAAGAAGUUUUCUGUCUGGUGACAGUGCAUAGUUUUUCAGCGCACAGAUUCUCACUUGGAAUUCAUUGGCAUCAAUCCUGCAUUCAAAAUGGUAUUUGCAUUUUUUAGAAGCAACACUUACUGAAUCACUAAACAAAUACAGCCAGCAUCUGUAAAAUAGGUUUUAUUGGUUUCUAUAUGGUAUUUGGAGAUUUAACAUUCCAUAAUAUUGCAUACUACUUAUAUGUGUUCUGUUACAGUAAUGCGCCUUUGGCCUGGAUUUAAAGAUGCACUAUUACUAUCUGAAGUUAAUACAGGUAAUUUAGUUUCCAUGCAUUAUAUGAAGACAUUGUGCCAUAAAUAUUUAGAAUUUUUUGUUCCAGAUUUCAGUGAAAUCUUGAGGUCACGGUUUAAGUCCACGUAUCAAUUUGCAGACCUGUUACAAAAAUCCUCAUUGUACAAUUUAAUAAAUUUUAACCAACUGAGAAUUAACCAUGGAGGAAAGAUAAUAGUGCAUCUUUACUAUUUUCUUUAAGAUAGGGCCAACAAUAAAUAGUUUCCAGUUGCAAAUUUGUUCUACAGCAAACAUUUCUGUGCCAACAUUAUUACUAUUUUUUGAUUGCUGCUAGCAACAGUGUGUAAAGCAAAUACUAGAAAAUUAAAAAACUGUAUGAACCAGUCCUCAGACAAAAGUGCAAUGAUAAAAAAAUUAGAUAUGACUCAGUGUAACAAGAGUAGGGAACUAAUAAAAAAAAAAUCUUAUGCUCUGCAUAGUUGCAUAGAUUAGCGAGUUAGUAUUCACAUUUAAGCAGAACAAAUGGUAUCCUUUUAAUUAAACCCAAACCCCUGUUUUUAAACACACUUUGUAACUGACGGGACACUUCAGAUUGCAUAUAAAAUGCCAAACUUAAAGAGAUUUUAAUAUCACAGUUUUAUUUUUCUCUCUCCAUACUGGUUUCAUCAGUUUGGGUAACAUCAUCAUAAUCAUGCUCCUACCUGCAAAUGAGCACACUGGAGCAGACCUUAAGUCAUAAUCUCUGGUUUUAUUUUGUUCAUUUAUGUGCUUUUAACAAAGCAUGAUAUAAACCCAGUGAUAAAAUAGGAGAGACCAUCCUGUAUGUAUGUCCUUUAAAUAAUUUUCAUUAUUAUUUUUUAACAGUAUCAGGUUUAUGCUGAGUUUAAAUAGGGAUUUUCAUUAUCCUAAGUUCUUGAAUUUUAGCUCCCUUUCUAACUGUGCAUUUAAAUGGUAUCAGAGGCAUGAAAUAGUUUGUCUAAAUGCGUAAAGUGCAGUCACUAACCGUCCACAAGAUAGAAUAAUAUAUCCACACAACUGGAGACAUUAUUUCAAAACAAAUAUAAUACUUUAAAUGUCCCCUCUUUUCUUCAUUUUCAUGUCUUUCAAUUAAGAUUUUCAUAGUUCAGAUUUGGUUUAAAUAUGAGAGGCUUACAAAUGUAGUUUUACAGGGUUCUCCAAAUAAAAAGCAGGCACAGCUGGUUGUUAUCAAAACAAGGUUGUUAGAAACAAAGGAAUACCCUGUUACCUGAAUAAUUUUCUUACACUAGAACACUGAAAUUCAGUAUUUGCUUGUAAUCUUAGUAGAUUUCCAUGACUGUUACCCUGUUCUUCGAUAGAUGGGGAGUUGGGAGACCAUGGGAAAGAAUGAAGGUUGGUGUAUGAAAACCUAAACUAUGAGAGUAAAAAGGGCAUAAGUAAAACCCCAUAACAUUAUAUGAAAAUUUGGCAGCCGUACUCAAUGUUAUCACACUAUUCAAAACUGUUGUAUGCUGUACAAAUCUAGGUUUAAAGUGUCAUUUGCUAAAAUAUCUCAUUAUUCAGAGUUCAUAAAGUAACAGCACUCCUAUAUACACUUCUUACACAUCUAUUUGCCACUAAAAAGACUUCAAAGGGAGAUUGCUUUCCUCCCAGUUAUAUCUUAGUCAAAACUGACCAUUAAUAUUAGAAAAUCCACUUCAAGUCCCACAUUCAAUUACAAUAUAGAAUAUAUUGCUGUAACAUCAAAGUGAAACAUCUUAGAAUCUUAAUUCGCGUGUAAAAAAAAAAAUCUAAAUAUAAAAUGGUACUGUAAAUGAUACCACCUUUAACCUGUAUUUUUCAGUGCAUUAAAAUAUUAUUUAGUGACAA
This is a messenger RNA of Prinia subflava (tawny-flanked prinia), 3000 nucleotides long. It is a transcript of the gene FAM162B, whose product is annotated as family with sequence similarity 162 member B. The transcript has 4 exons. NCBI's taxonomy places the organism in Eukaryota, Metazoa, Chordata, Aves, Passeriformes, Cisticolidae. The coding region runs from base 131 to 568 and encodes 145 amino acids. The record is from RefSeq and is a predicted model, not a curated record.